Messenger RNA from Cannabis sativa, 2366 nucleotides. Its product is annotated as threonine dehydratase biosynthetic, chloroplastic. The transcript has 9 exons. Gene Ontology annotation, biological process: L-threonine catabolic process. Lineage: Eukaryota; Viridiplantae; Streptophyta; Magnoliopsida; Rosales; Cannabaceae. Gene Ontology annotation, molecular function: threonine deaminase activity; pyridoxal phosphate binding. The record is from RefSeq and is a predicted model, not a curated record. Bases 97 to 1935 code for a protein of 612 amino acids.
GGUCACUCAUUUACUUUUAAAAUCUAUACACAAACUUUCUCUCUCUAAACCAAACACAAAUAGUGAGGAGAGAGAAACUGAAAAUAGAAAGAAACCAUGGACACUCUGCGCCUAAACCCGGCGGUGGCUCAUGUCAUUGGGCCCGACCCGACCCACGUGAACCCCAAAGGAACCCGCGGGUUGAGGAUGGCCAACUUCAGGCCAGUCACCAUCGCAGGCGCCCUGUCUAAACAGACUGCUGAGAUUUCUCCAAAACCGCCAUCUUCGUCGACCGUCUUGACACGCGAAAUGGGCGCUUUUCAGGGCUCUCCUCCUCCUCCGCCGCCCCCUCGGAUGAGGGUCUCCGCUGAUUCGUUGCAGUACCCAGCUGGUUACGUUGGGGCAGUGCCGGACCGGGUGGUUGAACAGGACGAUGCUGGGAUCAUUGAUGCGAUGAGUUACUUGACUAAUAUACUUUCCUCCAAGGUCUACGAUAUCUCCAUUGAAUCUCCGCUUCAGUUGGCUCCAAAGCUCUCGGAACGGCUACAGAAUAACAUUUGGUUGAAGCGGGAAGAUUUACAGCCUGUUUUCUCGUUUAAGCUCAGGGGAGCGUAUAAUAUGAUGGCCAAGCUCACCAAGGAACAAUUGGAUAAAGGGGUUAUUUGCUCUUCUGCUGGAAAUCAUGCUCAAGGAGUUGCAUUAUCUGCUAAGAAACUGGGUUGUAAUGCACUGAUUGCCAUGCCUGUUACCACACCAGAAAUUAAGUGGCAAUCAGUUGAGAGGUUGGGGGCUACGGUGGUGCUAGUGGGAGACUCUUAUGAUGAGGCACAAGCUUAUGCAAAGAAAAGGGGCAUAGAGGAGGGUCGUACGUUUAUACCACCCUUUGACCACCCAGAUGUGAUAAUAGGUCAGGGAACGGUUGGGAUGGAAAUUGUGCGCCAAAGCAAAACCCCAUUGCAUGCUAUCUUUGUGCCUGUUGGGGGUGGUGGGCUAAUAGCUGGUAUUGCCGCCUAUGUCAAGAGAGUCUCACCUGAGGUAAAGAUUAUUGGAGUUGAACCAACCGAUGCAAAUGCAAUGGCUUUAUCAUUACAUCACGGGCAAAGAGUGAUCUUAGACCAGGUUGGAGGUUUUGCUGAUGGUGUAGCGGUUAAGGAGGUUGGGGAAGAAACUUUCCGUGUAUGCAGAGAACUUGUAGAUGGUGUAGUUCUUGUAAACCGUGACGCCAUUUGUGCCUCGAUUAAGGACAUGUUUGAGGAGAAAAGAAGUAUUUUGGAACCAGCAGGUGCUCUUGCUCUUGCUGGAGCUGAAGCAUACUGCAGAUAUUAUGGCAUUAAAGGGGAAAAUGUUGUAGCAAUAACCAGUGGGGCAAAUAUGAAUUUUGAUAAAUUGAGAGUAGUGACUGAACUUGCUAAUGUUGGUCGCAAACAAGAGGCAGUACUUGCAACCCUUUUGACUGAGGAGCCUGGGAGCUUCAAGCAGUUUUGUGAACUGGUAGGGCCAAUGAACAUUACUGAGUUUAAAUAUAGAUACAGCUCCGAUAAAGAGGCUGUUGUUUUGUACAGUGUUGGAGUUCACACAGUUUCGGAACUCAGUGAAAUGCAAGAGCGAAUGGAGUCUUCUCAACUAAAGACUUACAAUCUCACUGAUAAUGACCUGGUUAAAGACCACUUGCGUUACUUGAUGGGAGGAAGAUCACAUGUUGAAGACGAGGUUCUUUGCCGUUUCAUAUUCCCAGAGAGACCUGGUGCGCUGAUGAAGUUUUUAGAUGAAUUCAGCCCUCGAUGGAAUAUAAGUUUGUUCCAUUACCGUGGACAGGGUGAAACUGGCGCAAAUGUAUUGGUUGGGAUUCAGGUACCAAGUUCCGAGAUGGAUGAGUUCCACAGUCGAGCAGACGGUGUGGGAUAUGAAUAUAUAGUGGUAACCAACGACUGUGAUUUCAGACUUCUGAUGCAUUGAUUAACUUAUAAAGCUUUUUAGCUUUAUUGCAAAAAGGCAAAGACAGCAAUAGAGGAGGGUAGUAGAACUAGAAACCCUCUUGAUGAAAAAGCGCCGGGUCAUAGUCUUUAUGCCACAUAAUAGUUCCCUUCUUCAUCCCAAGUUUUGUAUUAUGAUUUAAGUUAUUAUGGUCAUCAAUUUCAAGGCAAGGACUUUUGUUUUUUGGUCAUUUUUCUUGUUUUAGCCCAUAACUUCUACUUAUCUUGUGUCAUAAACGAAUCUAGUCCCAGAUACUUUUUCUUUCUUUUUAUGUUAUUAGUAGUAGUGGUGAACAUUGCUUUUGUUAUAUAGAUUGUAAUAAUAUACAUGAUGUGUGAAGAGUAUGAAACGUGUAUGGCAUAUUUCCACCAUCUAAGCUAAUUGGAUUUCAUAACAGUGGUUUGGUUUUGAAG